Dissoconium aciculare CBS 342.82 is the source of this 1570-nucleotide messenger RNA. RefSeq names its product Aldo/keto reductase. The transcript is spliced from 2 exons. Gene Ontology annotation, molecular function: oxidoreductase activity. The record is from RefSeq and is a predicted model, not a curated record. NCBI's taxonomy places the organism in Eukaryota, Fungi, Ascomycota, Dothideomycetes, Mycosphaerellales, Dissoconiaceae. The coding region runs from base 166 to 1206 and encodes 346 amino acids.
CCCACAUGAGGUGCCCCACGGCGACAAGACAUUGCCAAGUUCCCAUCACGAGUGUAAACAGACGUGACAGAGACGCCUGCAUUGACACACAUAAACAGUGGAUUUAUCGCACAGACCUCGCAAUUGCACCAUCCUCUCGUCGGCCACUCAUAGCAAGCCUUCAUCAUGCCAUUGAUCACGAGCACAGGCAAGCCGCGCAUCAUCCUGGGUACCAUGACUUUUGGUCCGGAUGAGAGCACUGGCGCCCGUGUCACAUCUUUGGAUGACUACAAGAGUGUGCUUGACCAUUUCCAGUCCAAAGGUUACAAUGAAAUCGACACCGCUAGAGUCUACAUCGGCGGCAAGCAGGAGGCGUGGACGAGAGAUGCAGGAUGGAAGGAACGUGGUCUUACCGUUGCAACUAAGUAUUACCCAGUUGAGGCUGGCGCACACCGAGCCGAGCUCGUCGAACAGACGCUGAACAAGUCCCUGGAAGAACUGGGUACUGAUUGCGUCGACAUCUUCUAUCUUCAUGCUGCUGACCGAAGCCUUCCUUUCACGGAGCCGUUAAAGAAAUUGGAUGAAUUGCACAAGAAAGGCAAGUUUGUGAGGCUCGGCCUAAGCAACUUCACUGCAUUCGAGGUCACCGAGAUUGUGAUGCACUGCAAGUACAACAACUGGGUCCGCCCGACGAUCUACCAGGGCAUGUACAAUGCUAUCCAGCGUAACAUUGAAACCGAACUCAUCCCGGUCUGUCGCCGAUUUGGCAUCGACAUUGUCGUGUAUAACCCUAUCGCAGGCGGCAUCCUCAGCGGCAAAUACAAGACAAGCGAGAUCCCUGCCGAGGGUCGCUACAGUAACGUGUCCUCUAUGCAAGGACAGCGAUACCGUGAGCGUUAUUUCAAGGAUGCCACCUUCGAUGCGCUGCGCGUCAUCGAGCCUGUGGUUGCGAAGCACAAUCUGACAUUGUUGGAAACCGCAUUCCGAUGGUUGCUUCACCAUUCGGAGCUCAAUAUCAAGUCGGGCGGUAAUGAUGGCUUGAUCAUCGGAGUUUCGAGUCAACAGCAACUCGAAUCAAACUUGGCGGACAUUGAAAAGGGCCCUCUGCCCGAGGAAGUGCUCAAAGUCUUGGACGAAGCCUGGGCAGUUGCAAAACCCACGGCUGCGAAUUAUUGGCACCUAGAUUUGAAGUACGGCUACGAUACCGUGAAGGAGCUCAACAAGUAAGUGUUUAGUCCCGAGCAUCGUCUCAGGCAGGGCCAUUUUGGAUGACUUGCGACGCAAUGGAAAUUGUUGUUGUGCCGCCUGGCCUUGGAUAGGAGAUAUAUCUGCGAAUAUUUCAUGCUCACGAUUCUCCUGUAGAGGUCGGUGGAAAAUGCGCAGUCAUUCAUCAAUCGCGUCGCGGCUCUCAUGAGAUUGAAUGUGAAGACACCCGUGGACUUUACCUUGUACUGUAGGAAACUGUGCAAAUGCAAAUGCAAAAUCGGAGCGCCUUCCGCUUUGAUGCCUCAGGCGAGGAACGACUGAAAUCCCUCGGUGGCCGGGGAUCUUCGGACUUCCCCGAGAGCAAGGCAAAUGGCGCACAAACGCC